GGUUGUGAAUUCAACCCAUUUUUCAAAUUCUUUUGCUUUCGUCUUAAAUCCAAAAGAAAGCUCAAUAUGGCAUCAUCUAUGUAUACUGAGCCCCCCCUAGCGCCAAUAAAUACGCUGAGAUUCAAGACUGGCAAGACAGAUUCAUUCACGAUUGAAACUUCUCAUAUGGCACUAAGCCAUAAAUCGUUCAUCCGCAGCUUUAACAGCAUAUAUCAACAAGCCCCACGCAUUCAAUCCCGUGUCGAUAAGAAAGAUUUUGAUACUGAAUUCUUCCCUGCUAUUGAAAAAGCAGCUGGUCACAAGGGCUUGAUGGACGGUGCUGUAGAUCAGCAUGCCGCUUUCCACGACGGCUUAGAACGUUUCAAGAGUUAUCUACAAGAAAAAAGGCCAAGCUUCUUAUCCGAAGAGCUCAUCCAAAUUAUGGAUUCUUUCUCUGAGCCAUUGUACAGCCAUCUAAAGGAAGAGCCUCAGAUCAUAGCCGAUCUCUCUCAGUACAACACUCCCGAAACACCUAUCGACAUCUUGGCCAUAGCCGCUGAAGCCGGCAAGAAACAAGUCAAUAUAUCCUUCCUUUUCAAUGUACUUCCCAUCUUCUUCUUGAAUAUGGAAAGUACUGAGAUUGAAAACGGAUUGUGGCAUACAUCUUUUCCUCCUGUCAACAAACCGAUCAAAUUGCUCAUGAUUAAAGGCGCUCCCAUGUGGCAGCAUUGUCUAUGGCGUUUUGCAAGUUGUACCCCUGAUGGUGAGUAUAGAAAUUUGGCAUUCUGAAUCGUCUGAUGAUCCGCCAUCAGACAUGGUUAUUGAGGAAGCUGGCCUGGGUUGUUAAAUUCCUUUUCACAGGAAUGAAUUACAUCAAUUCUGCGUUUGCCUGAAGCUCCA
Molecule: messenger RNA, 879 nt
Organism: Botrytis cinerea B05.10
Lineage: Eukaryota; Fungi; Ascomycota; Leotiomycetes; Helotiales; Sclerotiniaceae
Exons: 4
Coding region: 67-768 (233 amino acids)
Source: RefSeq, a predicted model, not a curated record